CUGCGCUUCACUAACGGUCGUGUACUUCUCAACUCUGGAGCAAAGCCAGCGAAGUUUGGUUGAAGAACAAAAGACCUGAGUAAAGCCACGAUGUUUCACAUAGUUGUUUUUGACAAAACCAAUGAGGUAGAAGUUGUGCCUUCCAUCUGGAUAAAAAAUGGAGAGUGCAUGUGGCCUCCAAAUAAAACUGAUAUAGCAAAAGCUGUAAAAUUGCAAGAAUGUCGUGGAGAUGAAUGGAAGCCCCAUAAGAUGACUACAAUGAAGCUAGACGAAAACUUCCUCAAGCUGUUGAUCACACUGACAUUGGAAGAUGAUGAUGAGAUGGAAAGCACUGUGAAAGAAAAAAAGUCAAAAAAAGGAAAGUAUUCAUUGCCCAAUGCUCCAAAAAUCGUCAGGCAGCACAAAAGUCCUGCAUUAGAACCAGUAAAGCAAAACAGCCCCAAGGUUCACCAAAGAGGCCAUGGCGCUCCUGACUGUCACUAUGAUGACAUGGAAGACACCCUGGAAGGAACAGUGUCAAGAAAAAGAAAGUAUUCAUUGCCCAGUGCUCCAAAGAUCGCAAGGCAGCACAAAAGUCCUGCAUUAGACCCAGGAAAGCAAAACAGCCCCAAAAUCCACCCAAAAGACCACAGCACUGCUGACGUCCACCGAAAAGACCACAGCACUCCUCGGGUCCACCCAAAAGGCCACAGCGCUGCUGACCUCCUCCCAAAAGACCACAGCACUCCUGACCUCCAUCGAAGAGGCCACAGCAGUCCUGAGCUUUACCCAAGUGACGACAGCACUCCUGAGCUCUACCCAAGAGGCCAUAGCAGUCCUGACCUCUACCCAAAAGGCCACAGCACUCCUGACCUCUACCCAAGAGGCCAUAGCAGUCCUGAGCUCAACCCAAGAGGCCACAGCACUCCUGACCUCUACCCAAGAGGCCAUAGCAGUCCUGAGCUCAACCCAAGAGGCCAUAGCAGUCCUGACCUCUACCCAAAAGGUCACAGCACUCCUGACCUCUACCCAAGAGGCCAUAGCAGUCCUGAGCUCAACCCAAGAGACCAUAGCAGGCACAUCAUCACUGAGCGCUGUACAUCGAGGCACGUCAGCCCUGAGAUACGUCCAUUAAGGCAUGCCAGCAGUGAGAUCCACACAUCAAGCAACACCAGCACUGAGAUAGGUAGACCAAGUCAUGCCAGCAGUGAAAUUCGUAGAUCAAGCCAUGCCAGCUCUGAGAUCCGUAGACCAAGCCACGCUGCACCUUCUCUAGUCCCAUCAAAGCAUACUGAGCCACACCAGACCAGGGAGCAGACAUCUAAUUUGCAAACAUCCCUCCUGCGUAAUAUAUUAACAAAACAGGAAAUGAUGAUAGACCAACUGCGAAUCAUCUUCAAGACCCUACAGAGUAUGAAAUCGGCUGAUGAGUCAGAGACAGACCUGGAUCGAAAUUUGUUGUCACUUAAAGAUGUCAGUUCCCUUCAGGACAUGGAGGAACAACUGCAUAGUAAUCCUGACCUCCGGAAACAGUUGGUAAACACACUGGCUCUCAAAGGUGGGGUGGACGUCCACGAGUGCAUUUGGAGGAUUAUGCAGGGACUGAUUACUAACUCUUUGGCCCAAAAAAUCAACAUGAGAGGAAUAAAUGGAAAAAUUGGUUUCCAGCGCUUACGUUUACGGGAUGUUGUGAUUGCGGCUGUGAGGCGUAACCGACUGACGUCUGCGGCCACAGAAAAGGACAUUGAUUCCACUAUCAAAAGAUGGCUAUAUCUGGCCCCGGAUAGGGAUGGUGGCAGGAGAGAGAGGAUGAAGAGAAAAGAGCGUCAGGGGAGUACAACAGGUUAACGGACUUGCGACUUGUUUGGAUGUUCAAGAGUUGGUCAGUGCUGCUUGUUCAUGAACUGAAUCAGAUGUUGAAGAGUUGUGUGCACA
Messenger RNA from Sinocyclocheilus grahami, 1914 nucleotides. RefSeq names its product serine/arginine repetitive matrix protein 2-like. The record is from RefSeq and is a predicted model, not a curated record. The transcript has 10 exons. Lineage: Eukaryota; Metazoa; Chordata; Actinopteri; Cypriniformes; Cyprinidae. The coding region runs from base 91 to 1827 and encodes 578 amino acids.